This is a messenger RNA of Coturnix japonica (Japanese quail), 5155 nucleotides long. It is a transcript of the gene MAP1S, whose product is annotated as microtubule associated protein 1S. Gene Ontology annotation, cellular component: dendrite; neuronal cell body; microtubule. Gene Ontology annotation, molecular function: microtubule binding; actin binding. The record is from RefSeq and is a predicted model, not a curated record. Gene Ontology annotation, biological process: dendrite development; microtubule cytoskeleton organization; axonogenesis. Lineage: Eukaryota; Metazoa; Chordata; Aves; Galliformes; Phasianidae.
GCGUGGCUUAAAGGGGGCGGGCAGCGCGGCUGCGGGGGGCGCCGAAGAUGGCGACGGCGGUGGCGGCGGCGGCUCCUCCCGGUCCGACCGUGGGGCCGCGCCGCUUCUCGCUGCUGGCGAUCGUGGGUGGCGGAUGUCACCGGCCGGGGCUGCUGGCGGCCGCCCUGCAGCAGCUGGAGCGAGGUAUCCGCUCCUGGGACAUCGACCUGACCUCCUGCAACCUGGAUGAGCAGCUGAAGCUCUUUGUCUCCCGUCACUCCGCCACCUUCUCCAGCAUCGUUAAAGGUCAGCGGACCCUGCAUCACCGCGGUGAUGUGCUGGAGACCCUGGUGCUGCUCAACCCCUCCGACAAGUCGCUGUGUGAUGAGCUGCGCAACCUCAUCACGGAUGUGUCGCAGCACAAGCUGCUGGUGUUUGCUGGGCCCUGCGUGGAGGAGACGGGAGAGUUGAUGCUGCAGACCGGCUGCUUCUCGCUGCGGGACUUCAUCCAGAUCUUCACUGACAAGGAGGUUGGGGAGAUCCUGAGCUCCGCAGACCCUUCAGCCAAAGCCAGGCUGACCAUCAGCUGCCCUGACUUUGGGGAGUGGAAGGACUCGGGCUUGGACCAUCACAACCUGCAGGACUUCAUUGAGCUGCGCUACAACCCAGGCUGCAUCCUGCCUGAGAUGGAAGGGCUGGAGGAGUUCAUGGAGUACCUCUCGGAGUCAUUGGAGCCCCAGUCCCCCUUCGACCUCCUGGAGCCCCCCACCAUGGUGGGUUUCCUCAAGCUCUCCAAGCCCUGCUGCUACAUCUUCCCAGGUGGGAGAGGGGACUCUGCUUUCUUUGCCGUUAAUGGCUUCAACGUGCUGGUGAACGGCGGCUCCAACCCCAAAUCAUCCUUCUGGAAGCUGGUGAGGCACCUGGACCGCAUCGACUCCAUCCUGGUGACGCACGCGGGCACCGACAGCCUGCCUGGCAUCAACAGCCUCCUGCAGAGGAAGCUGGCUGAGCUGGAAGAGGAGCCAGCAUCACAGGGCUCACAAGGCAACGGCGAUUGGGCCCGUAACCUCAUCUCCCCAGAGCUGGGUGUCGUCUUCCUCAAUGCCUCCGAGAAGCUGAAGGCCAUCGAGGGCAACUCGCGGGUGCUGAAGAGCUGUGAUGAAGCUGCAUUGACGCUGCAUUAUUUGGAGAAGCUGGGCAUCCACCCCAACCCGUUGGCACGGGAUAGCAGCCCCCGCGUGGAGCCCACCGUCCUCUUCCAGAAGAUGGGAGUCGGGCGGUUGGAUAUGUAUGUGUUGAACCCAGUGAAGGGCACCAAGGAGCUGGAGUUCCUCCUGCAGCACUGGUCGGGGAAUGGGUACCCUGAGGAGCAGGAGCUGCCAUUGCAAUGCCUGACCUCUGUGUGUGCCCUGCUGGUCUGGCACCCCGUCAACCCCGCUGAGAAGAUCAUCCGUGUUCUCUUCCCUGGCUGCACACCCCAGGCGCGUAUCCUGGAGGGGCUGGAGAAGGUGAAGCACCUGGAGUUCCUCAAGCAGCCCGUGGUCACCAAGAAUGACUUGAAGGGACCUCAACCUGACAAGCAGCUGAAGCAGAGGAGGACGGAGAGCAAGGAGAGUUUGGCGUCUGCCUCCAAGCUCAGCCUGGUGGACGCCGGGGUACCCAAGGAGAAGGCUUUGAAAACGGUGGAGAGGAAGGAGGUGAAGGUGGGGACCAAGGAGAAGCCAAAGGCGCUGGGGGAGGUGGCCAGAGCAGGGUCAGAGGAGGAGAGGGCCAAACUUGCCAAGCAGGACUCCUCUGUGGAGAAGCUGAAGGUGGAGGCAAAGCCAAAGGUGAGCAAGGAGAAAGCGGUGCCCAAGAAAGAUCCUGUGCCCCGCAAGGAGGAGAAGAAACCAUUGAAGAAGGAGGAGAGCGCCGAAGGGAAGCUGGAACCAAAGAAGGAGGUGAAGGCUGUGAAGAAGGACGUGAAGGCAGAGACGCUGCGGAAGGACACGAAGGACAGCAAGGCUGAGCCCAAGGCUGCUGCAAAGCCCCCAGCACGGAAAACGCCGGUGCCCGAUGCCCGCAAACCGCUGGUCAAAGCUGGGAGCAUCAAGAGAACCACCCUGAAGAAGGAGCCAGAGAAACCCAAGGCCAAAGGCAGCAAGGAGCCAGGUGGCAAGAAGGAGCCGGGGCCGACGGAGGGCUCCAAGCCUUCCUCCCCUGAAGACAUGGCGCUGGAUGCUGAGGGGAGGAGGAAGAAGGAGGAGUCGCCGGAUGAAGGCAUCACCACGGCUGAGAGCGAGCUGGAGCCAUCGCCGAUGGAGAACGGAGGGGCCGGGAGGGGCUCAGAGCCCAGCUGUGUGGAGAACGGCAUGGAGGACCCCGAGAGCCCCCAACGCUUCCGUUACCCCGAGGGCAGCCCCUGGAGGGCUGUUGGACCCCCAUCCCCAUUGGCAAAGACCCCCAGGAGCGAGCGCAGCGUCAACUUUGACCUGACACCCACCGGGCUGCUGCCCCCCGGCCCCGAAGGCAGCGAGGAUCCCUGCGGCAGCUCCGAGGAGAAGACCCUGGAGAUGAUGUCCCCGGGCAGCUCGGGGCCCGCCAGCGCCGGGCACACUCCGUUCCAUCAGUCCCCGGUGGAGGAUGGCGGUGAGGAUCCGGGUGCCAACACGCAGCCCAACCCUUGGGCACCUAACAGAGCCCCGCAGGACGGCAGUGAGAAGCAGGCAGGCUGCCUGUCCCUCAGCCCCUUCAAGGACGACGUCCCCGACGUGUCCCCCACCAUCACCACCCCGUCGCUGCCGGCCGAGGUGGGCUCCCCUCACUCCACCGAGGUGGACGAGUCGCUGUCGGUGUCUUUUGAGCAGGUUCUGCCACCGGUCAAUGAGUCCCCGCAGGAGGAGAGCAUGCGGCCCCGCGCCACGCCAGAGCCUGACCCUGCCAAGGGUGGGGGGCUGUCGCUGCCAUUGAGACCUUGCCACCACCCGCACCCCCCCCCAGCUCCACGCCACGGCCGCCGCUCCGAUUCACCCCACGACGUGGACCUGUGCUUGGUGUCCCCCUGUGAGUUUGAGCACCCCAAAGCCGGCCGCUCACCCGCCGUCAGCCCCCGCGACCUGUCGGACAGCGACCCCUCCCAGGAGCUGCAGCCCCCAGCCCCACAUCGCGGCCGGCCCCCCCCGCAGCCUGUGGGUGAGACCCCCCCCACCUCGGUCAGCGAGUCGCUGCCCACCCUCUCUGACUCCGACGUGCCCCCCGCCACUGAGGACUGCCCCUCUCUGCUGGCUGAUGGGUUGGAGUCAGACGAGGACUCGGAGCAGCCUCACCGUGGCCCACCCAGAGCCCGUGACCCACUGCCAGCCCCCAUGAAGGACCCCUGCCCCCUCCCCGCCCAGCCCGGCAUCUGCAUGGUGGACCCCGAGGCGCUGCCCAAGAAGGAGCCCCCCCUUGGCAAGGCCAAGCGCACCACAUCCCGUGUGGGCACAGCACCCACCGCCCCCAAACCCGACGGCCCUAAAUCAGCCAGCCUGGCCCCCAAGGGCAAGGGGCCCACAGGGGACAAGGCCCGGCUGCCCCCCAGCGACAAGAAGGGCCCCCCCAGUGGCACAGGGACCAUGCGCAGCGCUGGAUUCAAAGCACCAAUGGGAGCCGGACGGGCAUCCCCUGCAGGCUCGAGGGCUGCAGCCCCCCAGGGCCCCCCGGUGUACGUGGACCUGGCCUACCUGCCUGGAUCUUGGAGCGCCCGUACGGUGGAUGAGGAAUUCUUCCGCCGCGUCCGUUCCCUUUGCUACGUGGUGAGCGGCGACGACCACCUGAAGGAGGGGGUCCUGAGGCCCAUCCUGGAUGCGCUGCUGGCUGGCAAGCACCAGUGGGGCACCGACACUCAGGUGACGUUGAUCCCCACCUUUGAUUCACUGGUGAUGCACGAGUGGUACCAGGAGACCCACGAGAGGCAGCAGGAGUUGGGCAUCACGGUGCUGGGCAGCAACAGCACGGUGGCCAUGCAGGAUGAGACCUUCCCUGCCUGCAAGGUGGAGUUCUGAGCAGGAUGGGGGGGAGGGCUUCAUCCCCACCCUCUUCCUCCUCUGCACACCCCUUCCAUCCCUGCAUGGGGACUGGAGGUUGCUGUGCAUUGGAGGGGAGGGAUGGGGGUCCUGCCCACCCUCUCCAUCCUGGCUUGAGGGGCUGGGGGUCCCACAGCACCCACACAUGCUACACGCUGCCACUCUGCACCCAGGGAUGGGGGGCUGGGUGUGGGGCUCGAGCCACACUCAAUCAAACAGGGUAGAAUGUUUUUUGUCUCUUGCUGUCCCUAUCCUCACCCCUACCCCCCCCCCACCACCCUGAUAAGCCACUACUGCCCCCCACCCCGGGGUACCAACAGCCCCAACCUUUAGGCUGCUGAGGGUGCCAAGCUCCUUUAUGGCACCCCAUGGCUGUGGGGCUGCGUUGGCUGCCCCUAUGGCACUACAGCACAGCUUGAUCACCACCCCCUGUGCACACACUGCCACACACUGCAGGUGGGGGGGGGCAGGGGCUUGGCUGCACCAUCCUCCCCCCCCCUUCCACUAUGCCCUCAUCUAUGACAUGAAGGACAAAUCCCCCCCCCCAAGUCUGUGUCCCCUCUUGUCCCCAUGCAGUGUGAGCUGAGCACUGGCAGCUCAUGGCACUGGUGGCAAAUCCCUGCCUGCAGUGGGUUGGGGGGGUUCAGAACCCCCCCCCCCCCCAUAUCCCUGCAGUGCUGGAAGGCUGUGAAGGAACCCAAUGCCAUGUGCUGGUAUUAAGGGGAGAUUUGGGGGUGAUGGGGGGGGGAUAAGAAUGUGUGCCCCCCCCGCCCACCCUCCAGCCCUACAUAGAGGGCAAACACUAACAUGGGGGGGGGGGUGUUGGGGUGAGGGGGGUGGGGGGGGCUCCUCUAUGGCUCUUUUUGUAAUGACUUUUUAAGAAAAAGAAACUGAAAAAAAAAGAAGGGGGGGGAAAAAAAAGGUAAAGAAAAAGCUGAGCAACCCCAGCACGGUCCUGAGGGUCGUUAUUUAUCACUGUUGGGGGGGGUGUCAACGUGAGCCCCCCCCCUCCAUAUUAUCCCCUUAUGGACUUGGGGCUGUUGUGUUGUUUGUCUGGGGGGGGUGAAUGGCCCCACUGCGGUGCUGUAUUGGAUGGAUCAGAAAUGAGCAUUAAAUAGAGGAGAGGCGGCCGG